Molecule: messenger RNA, 2220 nt
Organism: Chaetomium fimeti
Lineage: Eukaryota; Fungi; Ascomycota; Sordariomycetes; Sordariales; Chaetomiaceae
Product: kinase-like domain-containing protein
Exons: 4
Coding region: 1-2220 (739 amino acids)
Biological process (GO): protein phosphorylation
Molecular function (GO): glutaminyl-peptide cyclotransferase activity; zinc ion binding; protein kinase activity
Source: RefSeq, a predicted model, not a curated record
AUGCGCCCCACGUUUCUCCUCCCCCCCCUCCUCGCCCUCCUCCCCCUCGCACAAACCUACACCCCCCUCUCCACCAGCCUCCUCAAAUCCCUCCCGGCCCCCGCCGACAGCGACUACGACCCGGAAACCGGCACCCUCCUCUCCCCGCUGCUCAUCCCCCGCGUCCCCGGCACGCCCGGCCAAGAAGCCGCGCAGGCCCACCUCGUCUCCUUCUUCCGCACCCACCUGCCGCAGUGGGAGGUGUCCUGGCAGAACUCCACCGACACCACGCCCGCUACCGGCGACCGCCGCCUGCCGUUCGCGAAUAUCGUGCUACGCCGCGAGCCGCCGUGGACGAAGGGGCGGCCGGGGGCGGCCGGGUUUUUGACGCUGGUCGCGCAUUAUGAUAGCAAGAUCGAGCCGGAGGGGUUUGUGGGCGCGACGGAUAGUGCGGCGCCCUGUGCGGUUUUGAUGGAUGUGGCGAGGCAGGUGGAGGGGUUUUUGGGGAGGAUGUGGGCGGCGGAUGGGGAGGGGAAGGGCGGUGGUGGGGAGGGCGUGCAGAUUUUGUUGUUGGAUGGGGAGGAGGCGUUUGUGAGGUGGACGGAGACGGAUAGUUUGUACGGGUCGAGGGCGCUCGCGGAGGAGUGGGAGAACACCACGCACCCCGCCCGGUCGACUUUCAAGAACCCGCUUCAGCAGAUCAGCCUAUUUGUGCUGCUCGACUUGCUGGGAGCCCCCAACCCGGAGGUGCCGUCGUAUUUCCAGGGCACGCACUGGGCGUACAAACGGAUGGCUGCCGUCGAGGGCCGGCUGCGGCAGCUCGGCCUGCUGGAGAGCAAACCCACCGGCAACCAGUUUCUGCACGACAGCGGGAAGAUGGCCACGCAGUUCAGCGGGGGCGGCUUCGUGGGCGACGACCAUGUGCCGUUCAUGAUGAGGGGCGCGCCCGUGCUGCAUCUGAUCCCCUCGCCGUUCCCGCAUGUGUGGCAUACUAUGGAGGACGACGGGGACCACUUGGAUGUCCCGACUAUUAAGGAUUGGGCGAGGAUUGUUACCGCGUUUACGCUAGAAUGGAUGGAUCGCAAUUCUCUUCACAACAUAGUCACCGCUGGUAGUGUUCUCUUCGGCCUCCCUCACUCAACCUCCCUCCGACCGCCACCCAUCGCCCGCUUCGCUGUCGUCGGCGGCCUCCACCCAGCAACCCGCCCGCCCCUGCAACCCACGAGCGCUCGGCUCGCUAUCGGAGACAUGGACGGCAAAAGACAUGCUGCGUCCUUCCAACAGUUGGAGAAACUUGGCGAGGGAACAUAUGCCACAGUCUUCAAAGGCCGUAACCGCCAGACAGGCGAGUUGGUAGCUCUGAAGGAGAUCCACCUCGACUCGGAGGAGGGCACACCCAGCACUGCGAUCCGCGAGAUCUCACUUAUGAAGGAGCUCAAGCACGAAAACAUUGUUGCCCUCCACGAUGUCAUCCACACAGAGAACAAGCUGAUGCUCGUCUUCGAGUACAUGGACGGCGAUCUUAAGAAGUACAUGGACACCCAGGGCGAGAGGGGUGCCCUGAAGCCCCCAGUCAUCAAGUCGUUCAUGUACCAGCUGCUGAAGGGCAUUGACUUCUGCCACAAGAACCGGGUCCUUCACCGUGACCUGAAGCCCCAGAAUCUCCUGAUCAACGGCAAGGGGCAGCUCAAGUUGGGUGAUUUUGGUCUCGCUAGAGCGUUUGGCAUCCCAGUCAACACCUUCUCGAACGAGGUCGUGACGCUCUGGUACCGCGCCCCCGACGUUCUGCUUGGCAGCCGCACCUAUAACACCAGCAUCGAUAUCUGGUCGGCUGGCUGUAUCAUGGCCGAAAUGUUUUCGGGCAGACCCUUGUUCCCAGGCACCACCAACGAAGACCAGAUCAUUCGCAUCUUCCGCAUCAUGGGCACGCCGACGGAGCGCACUUGGCCGGGCCUUUCGCAAUUCCCUGAAUACAAGACGACCUGGCAGAUGUACGCCACACAGCCACUCAACAGCAUCCUGCCCCAAAUCGACCCUGUCGGCAUCGAUCUUCUCCAGCGCAUGCUGCACGUCCGACCCGAGUUGCGCGUCUCGGCCGCCGAGGCACUAGUUCACCCAUGGUUCAACGACCUGAUAGGACCCAAGCAGCAUCAGCAGCACCUCCACACACAGCAGAUGAUGCACCCGCAUGGAGGUUACCAGCAGACCGUACCGAGCCAGAGCAACUACGGCGGCUACUAG